Messenger RNA from Siniperca chuatsi (mandarin fish), 4285 nucleotides. RefSeq names its product dachshund d (gene dachd). Lineage: Eukaryota; Metazoa; Chordata; Actinopteri; Centrarchiformes; Sinipercidae. The coding region runs from base 279 to 2150 and encodes 623 amino acids. The transcript is spliced from 11 exons. The record is from RefSeq and is a predicted model, not a curated record.
UCUCUGUACCGUGUGACAACAACAACUCAUCCACAGAGCGGAGCUGCACUUUUCAGCUCAUUUUCCUCCUGUCAUUCCUCCUCCUAUCUUUGAUCAUUGUCCCGCCGCUCAGCCCCCCCAAAACCCUCACUCAGCACGCCCUUUUUCGGCAGCUCUUUUUACUUCCCAACUUAUCUGAGGAGCUAAACUCUCGUGGAUUUCUUAAUUUAGGGGUGUCUCGGCAGGCUGGGUUUUAUACUUUGAACUUCGGCUACUCUCUUCCCCUCCUGUAGGUGACCAUGGCCGUACCGGCUGCUCUGAUCCCACCAACUCCUCUAGUCCCACCGCCUCCGAUCUCGACUCCCUCCGCGACGACGUCCCCGCCGUCGACAACUUCAUCGCCUUCUCCAUCCCUGGCCCCCCCAUCCGGACCCGGACAGAACCUGUACAGAUCAGAGCUCCUCGCCACCGUCAGCCCGGGCAUCCCGAACGCGGCUCUACCCCCCAGCAAACCCGUGUACUCCACCCCGUCGCCUGUUGAAAACAUACCGCAAAACAAUGAGUGCAAGAUGGUCGAGUUGCGCGGUGCCAAAGUGGCCUCUUUCACCGUGGACGGCUGCGAGCUCAUCUGCCUUCCUCAGGCUUUCGACCUGUUCCUGAAGCACCUGGUCGGCGGACUGCACACGGUCUACACCAAGCUGAAGCGGCUGGAGAUCACGCCGGUGGUGUGCAAUGUGGAGCAGGUCCGCAUCCUCAGAGGGCUCGGCGCCAUCCAACCCGGGGUGAACCGCUGUAAACUCAUCUCCAGAAAAGACUUCGAGACUCUGUACAACGACUGCACCAAUGCGAGCUCCAGACCCGGCCGGCCUCCGAAGAGGACCCAGAGUGUGACAUCACCGGAGAACCCCCACAUCAUGCCCCACUCAGUCCCUGGCCUCAUGUCCCCUGGCAUGAUCCCACCCACAGGCCUGACAGCGGCGGCGGCAGCAGCUGCCAACGCAGCCAUCGCAGAGGCCAUGAAGGUCAAGAAGAUCAAGCUGGAGGCGAUGAGCAGCUACCACAGUAACGCAAACCACCAUGGGGCAGACGGAGAGAAUGGAGACCUCAGCUCCAGCGUCGGCCUGGAACUCCCCUUCAUGAUGAUGCCACACCCCCUGAUCCCAGUCAGCCUGCCUCCAGCCUCUGUCACCAUGGCGAUGAGCCAGAUGAACCACCUCAGCACCAUUGCCAACAUGGCCGCCGCAGCACAGGGCCAGAGUCUGCCCUCCAGAAUGGUCACCUCUGUUAUAAAGUCGCUGCUGGGGUUUCAGGAACGUGUGCCGGACAGUCCCUCCCCUGCUCCCUCCUUAGAAGACAACAGGAGGCCAGGCAGUCACCCAUCGUCCCACCGCAGCAGCAGUGUGUCCAGCUCCCCAGCCCACACAGAAAGCUCCUCAGACAGGAUACGUACGUCUCUUUAUAAGAGAACACAGAUAAAUGCGGCACACCACAAUGGCCUGUCCAUGAACCAAGCCCUGCUAGGCCUGUCCCCCAACAUCCCGCCUGGGCCUAAAGAGGGAGACCUGGCCCACGACAUGAGCCAUGAAGUAAAGAGGAUUCACACUGACAAAGAGGACAACUCAAUGUGCACUCCAACAGCAAGAGAUAGCUAUGAGAGGUUGUCAUUGGCUGGACAGGCCCUGCCUCCUGGCUUCCCCUCACCAUUUCUCUUCCCGGAUGGCUUGUCGUCAAUAGAGACUCUCCUCACCAACAUACAGGGCCUGCUCAAAGUGGCAAUUGACAAUGCGCGGGCUCAGGAGAAGCAGGUGCAGCUGGAGAAGACAGAGCUGAAAAUGGAGCUGUUCAGAGAGAGGGAGCUCAGAGAGACUCUGGAGAAGCAGCUCACCAUGGAGCAGAAGAACAGAGCAAUCAUUCAGAAGCGUCUGAAGAAGGAGAAGAAGGCCAAGAGGAAACUCCAAGAAGCUCUAGAGUAUGAAUCCAAGAGGAGAGAGCAGGCUGAGCAGUCCCUGAAGCAGCCCUCACCCUCUGACAGCAUGCGUUCACUCAACGGUCAGACGCUCCACAACUCUCUGACCCCUGAGAUGGAGAGUGACCGCAGCAGUGGAAGAACAGAUGCUGAAAGGACAAUACAAGAUGGAAGACUCUUCCUGAAAACCACAGUGAUGUACUGAUAAGGCCGUGAGGAGCUGGAGGAAAUAAAAAUUUCAGAAAAAAGAGAAAAAAAAAGAAAACCCAUGAAGAUUCUCAAGAGCCCUUAUCCAGGCUGAUUUAGUAGAGGAAAGAAGUCAAGCUGCUUGUAGGAGUUCAAUGGAAAAGCUGUGUUCACCCAAAUGCUGGAGGAGGUUGUGUCUGAAUGUAGAAUAAGAAGUCUUUUUCUCACAGAGGCCAACAUUAAAUAGUUUGAUAAAGCAGGUUUUGACGUAGCGGGUUGGCCAACGUGAAGGAUAAACAUAUAUUGAGCACAGUAAAAAUGUACCCAUGGUACAAUGUUGGUAAUAACUCAUAAAUUCUCAGCACUGAAGAUUUUUAUACUGUAUCUCAGCCAGCGAGAAAGCUUCGAAAAAGAAAUUCGACUGAAGUUUUGUUUUUGUAUUUCAAAUUGAAUUUUGAGAAGCUAAAAAUGACGUGGAGAUGAACCUUGUGGGAAAAAAAUGUGAAUCUAUCAAUGUGUUCAUCAAAAGAGAAGACUGAUGUUUGAUUUUCAUGUUUUCUAAAUUAGAUGACAAUACAAUCAAGUUUCCUUUUUAACAUUUGUGUAUAUACAAGAUCUGAUGAUAUGAUGGGAAAACUCACUCUAUCGAACCCAAGUGGAUUGAUAAGGUAUGUGUAUAUAACGUUAAGAGGUAUUGUGUAUGCAGUAGAGCUAUUAGGCAAACAAUACCACCAUUUAUAUAAACCUACAGUUUUGUUUUGUUCUAUUUCUGAGCCAUCAUUCUUUCCUAUAGCUGCCAUUUUGGUGAGAAAGCAUGCAGGCAUGUAAAUGUUUGUCCUGGAAUUAUGAUAUUUAAUAAAUCCUAUAUUGUGCUGAACAAAUACUAGGGUUGACUCACUCAAGCCCAGAUGAUUUUGAAAACAUAAUUAUCAAACAUUUCACUUUCAAAAUGAAGACUUUUGCUGUCAAUAGUACUGUAAUCUUUGUAACAGAGGUAAUAUUUCUUGGAAUUUACUGUACAUUUUUGUCAUGAGACACACUCAAAGUCAGCACCUCUCAAUGCUUUUUUAAAAAAAUGAUCCAGACUAAUUAUGAUCACGUGUCAGCUUGAGAAACAAUCAGUCAUGACACAACUUUUCGAAAACUGAAUGCCAUUUCUUUAAAUUGUUCAAAUCCCUGUUGAACCUACACAAACACGCAUCUUUUUUUUAGAGUGUUUCAUGAUAUCCUGAUGAGAAGAGAAAAAAAAAACUCAUAAUAAGUUAUAAUUUUGCUGUUACUUUCCCUGAAGACUUUUGAAUUUCGAUGCUGAAACACCUGUGUAUAUUCUCUAGACAUAAGCUGAUGUCAGUCCUUUAACUGCAAAACAGUUUAGACCUUAUGUGUUACAAUCAGGAGAGGAAGAGGAGGAGUGUCCCAUGUUCACAAUGUGUUUGUUCUUUUUGUUCUCAAUGGAGUGUCUAGGUCUGUUGUCACUGAUAACUUAUAUAGCUUCUCGAAUCAUCUCUUCAUUGUACUUCAAAUUCAAAUAAAGUUAACAUGUUGAUGAUAAACUAUGUUGCCCGAGGUCUUGAACACACUUCUCUGUCGCAACUUUGUUGACAACGCAGAGUGUUUUGAGGUAGAAGUCACACACUGGUUUAACAUGCCAGAGACAGCUUGAUACAGGAAAAGCCACUAACACAUAAACAUGUAGAUCAUCACCACUGAGACAGCCAAACAUAACAGUUCAAGAUGAUCUGAUACAAAUGUAAGCAAGCGUUGGGGGGCAGCUCCUUUAUUUGCAAUUCUGAAUCAUUGUUGUGUUUUUGGCGUAUUCAUUUUUGAGACCUUUCAGGCCUCAGUCUUUUAACUCAUUUCUGUGUAUUAUGUAUAGCCUAAAAAAACACUGCAGGUAUACUGUACUGUAGAAAAAUAAAUGAGCAUAUUGUUCUUCACUUUGUAUAGCAGUAAAAAAAAAAGUAUGAGUAAUCAAAUGAUGAGAAUAUCUUGUGUAAGUUUUCCUUUCUUUUCACUGAGUGCGGAUGCGAGUGUGUGUACCCUGUGACUUGCAUGUGUGAGUGUUUUUUUUUUUUAAUGCAUAGGCUAAUCCUAGAUAAACUAUGUAAAUGCGGACGUGACCAAGCUCACUGUAAAUAAAUAAUUUCAUGUGUA